CGCCCGCGGAAGGAAACUGGUGGCGGACUGGCUAUUUGGCACCUUCCAGAAGAAGAUUCCUCCUCCCCGUCCCCACUCAUCGGCUCCGCUCAUGGCGUCCGCGCCGAGCACCACCGCGUCCACCCUCGCGCCGUCCCUCCGCUCGCCGUUCUCCUCGGUCCCCCGCGGGACCCGCCUCCCGGCCACGCUCCGCCUCUCGCCCGCCCAGCCAGCGUCGGCCGGCUGCCGUGCGGCGCCAGGCCGGCUCACGUGCCCGCGCACGCGCGUUCGGUGCGCCGCGGCCGCGAAGUUCAUUGCGGAGAGCGAGUUCGCGGCGGAGGUGCUGGAGUCAGAGCUGCCCGUCCUCGUUGACUUCGUCGCCGACUGGUGCGGGCCGUGCCGCCUCAUCGCGCCUGUCGUCGAUUGGGCCUCAGAGGAAUAUGAUGGGAGAUUAAAGAUUGUCAAGAUUGAUCAUGACGCAAAUCCCAAGUUGAUUGAAGAGUACAAGGUAUAUGGUCUUCCAACUCUCAUUCUCUUCAAGAAUGGGCAAGAGGUGCCAGGUAGCCGAAGAGAAGGUGCAAUGAUAAAAGACAAGUUCAAGCAAUACCUGGAGCCUCUAUUGGCGACAACUGUUGCUUAAUAUCAGUGCCAGCAGUUUGAGCCCUGAGGAAGUCAAUGGCAUUGGCUUGCACAAAGCAUCGGGAAUGUUGAAGAAUCCAUCCUUACAUGAGCACUGUUUUUCCUAGUUUGUAAUUAACUACACUAUCUUGCUUGACUACAUACGAUUGUCGUUGGCAAAUUGAGUAUAUAUGAUGGCCUGUGAUGAGUAUGUACCAAAACUAAUUUUAAAAGCUUAAUAUCAAGCAAGUUCAUUUUAUGA
Molecule: messenger RNA, 859 nt
Organism: Setaria italica (foxtail millet)
Lineage: Eukaryota; Viridiplantae; Streptophyta; Magnoliopsida; Poales; Poaceae
Product: thioredoxin X, chloroplastic
Exons: 2
Coding region: 92-619 (175 amino acids)
Cellular component (GO): cytoplasm
Molecular function (GO): oxidoreductase activity, acting on a sulfur group of donors, disulfide as acceptor; protein-disulfide reductase activity
Source: RefSeq, a predicted model, not a curated record